This is a messenger RNA of Struthio camelus australis, 2715 nucleotides long. The record is from RefSeq and is a predicted model, not a curated record. Lineage: Eukaryota; Metazoa; Chordata; Aves; Struthioniformes; Struthionidae.
AUGGGCGGACCGCGGAAAGCUGCUGACGACGUGCUGCCGUCCCCGAGGCGACCCGUCGGCUUGCCUCGCCUCCUCCGCGGCACUGUUCGGAGGAUUAUUAUAGAGAAUCCUGAACAGGAGCCAUUAUCCCCGUUUUUUAGAGGAGGGAAUUUUUAUCCUGGAAAUAACGUCAUCUAUGAAAAAACAAUAAGAAAAUAUGAGCUAUUAAACCCCCACCAAGAGAAGCAAUAUCAAUUUUCACACCAAUAUCAAAUUCCCCAGCAAUCAGAUCAAUGUCAUGUUAUCCAGCCCUGCCAGCAGUCUGAACAGUCCCAGGUCACUCAUCAGUGCCAACAAACACAGACUGGUAGCCCUUGUGAAAUAAUCCCAGUCUCUGUGAGCGAUGACUGCAGAGGAAAUACAGUGAGGAGGGUAACAGUUCAGACAUGUGAACCGGUGAGUUGCCCUCAGGAAAAUAAUGACCAGCUGGACUGCCGCUACUUUGGUGAGCUGCUUGCUGAACUGAACCGCAAGACCAAUGACUUGUACAGUUGUUUACUACAGCAUGUGGAAAAGAUAGGAGGAAGGAACCAUGACAUUGAACUUACCAGUCAGAUUGAAGAUGUUGAAGAUUUAAUUCCCAAAGGACUGUCUGAGGCAACAAAGCAGCAGAUUCGUUAUCUCCUCCAGAUGAGAGUGACAUCAGAUAAAUCAUUGAGGCUUGUGCUUUCCACUUUCAGAAAUUUACGUGAAGAGCUUUGCCAUUUACAGGAUGAUUUGGGGAAAUUAGAAACUGACAACGUCUGUCUUAAGAAGGAUUUGUCUUUUAAAGAUUCUCAAGUGAAAGAGUACGAAACUAUGUUGACUUCCUUGAGAGCAAAUAAUCGUCAGCAGCAGCAAGGACUCAGAGACAGUACUGCAAAAUGCCACUCUCUGGAAGAACAACUUCUUUCUCUUCGGCUCAGUGAGGGAGAAAAGGAUUGUAAGUUAAAAGAACUGGAGUACUGCAAGCGUGCCUUGGAGCAAGAGAUCCAGAACCUGAAACUACAGACCUGUUCUAAUCCAACACUUCAGACCACCACAGAUGAACUCUCUAGCCGGUACGUAGAGAUGAUCAACAACUUGAGAGAGGAUAAAGAUCGUGAGAUCCGCAGCCUUAGGUCUCAGUUAUCACAAUUCCAGCACGAUAUAUCAAGGAGAGAAGGAAGUAACAGUGACUUGCAAAUAAGGUUGCAUGAACUGACAUCAAUGCUGGAGGAGAAAGAUGCUUUUAUUAAGCAACAACAAGAGGACAUCUUCAGAUUGAAGCAAGAGAGAGUAUCAGGCAAUCAGUCUCCUGGUGUAACAGCCAUCAUCACUAAGAAGUAUAGGAAUCAGUAUCCAAUUCUGGGUCUCUUGUCUGAUGACUACAAGGUUACAUCACCAGUCAAUAAAUCACAAACUAUUGUAAUUGAGAGGACGGGAGAAAUACGGAAACACGAUUGAAAGCUAUCCCUUAGCCAGAGUUGCUUAAAGGAUUUCACACCAAAUGACUAAAAUUGCUUUACUUUCUGCUAUUUUGCAUCAGUAAAAGAUUCAGGCUGACACUGAGAGAAAGUGGGGAUUGCAUUAAGAAUGUGGAAACAGGAAAGAUGACUAUGGAAAAUGCUGUCUUAACCUCAUCAUAAAGAACUGAGUUCCCCAUGUUCUUCAUAAUCUGCUGAUAACAUGUUAUACUUUCCAUACACUUAGUGUUCUCUGCUGAGAGAAAAGUUAUUACCAUCCUUCUGUAGACUUAAGUUUUUCCUGACAGUCACUUCUUGACUAACUUCACUUCUUCUGUCAGUCUUGCAGUAUUCUAAGAGACAAAAGAGAAAAAUCUGAUACUGAUACCUCUUUGGGAGGCUUCAUGGCAUGUUCUUCUGUCCUGUCUACUCAUAUAAUGAGUAGGCAAGAAUGAUAUAAAUUUAAGCUACAUACAUAUCCAAUGGCUGGUUUCAAUACAGAUUCAGAGAUUGUCAUUUUUAUCUGCUACUGCCUAGUCAAGAUGAAGCAAAACCCAAGAACAACCUUCAGGGGGAGCUUUAACACUAAAAGGCACCUCACCGAAAAACGCAACUUAGUGUUUUAGCUUCCUGUAGGUAAAUCUAAGGAAAAACUGCUUAACUUGCUCCAUACCUACAAGAACUUAUUCAGCUCACGGUUAUGGAAUUAGCAGGUACCAAACUUACUUACUUAUCUAGAGUUACAUAAAAUGACUGGGCCAAUUUUUAAGGCAUGUGUUUGAGAUCAGAGUUAGUAUGUUUUUAACUGAAGCUCUUAUAAGCCCCCAAACCAGCCAUAGCUAUGUAUUUUACAGUCGCUGAGCUUUGAGUAUUUCAAGAACUUGUUUUUAAUAAUAGGGAAACUUACUUAGUAUGAAAAUAGCUCUUGGACUAAAUCUUACUAUCCAUCAGACCAAUCUUCCAUUUACAGGUUUUGCUCCAGGCAGGACUACAGAGGUUGUCUCAACUGAAUAACUAACAAACGUAGUGUGUUUGGGGGAGAGGGGAAAGUGCUAAGAAUCAUAAGGGAAUACUAAAACACUCUCCAAUCAAAAGGUGCUAGCUCUGUAUCACAGGGUUCUUGCUUUGCUUUAUUUCUGCAGGCUUAUAUAUUUCUGUUCACAAAGAACGUAUCUUAUAGACAAUGUUUAACAGUGGAAGAAGAACCCUGUACGCUAUGUGCAACUAUGAAAUAAACAUUAAGUAAGUGUAA